Molecule: messenger RNA, 788 nt
Organism: Cucumis melo (muskmelon)
Lineage: Eukaryota; Viridiplantae; Streptophyta; Magnoliopsida; Cucurbitales; Cucurbitaceae
Exons: 5
Coding region: 117-593 (158 amino acids)
Biological process (GO): protein folding
Cellular component (GO): cytoplasm
Source: RefSeq, a predicted model, not a curated record
GUUCAAGAAAGAAACCCAUUUCUCUAGAAGCUUCGUUAGACCGGAACUGCUCGUUAGGAAAAAGGAAAAAGCUUCGGUGAAAUUCGCGGGAAAGGGGAGCAGCAAACCCUAAAGGGAUGGCAGAGAAAUUGGCUCCAGAAAAGCGCCAUAGUUUCCUUCACAACGGUCAGAAAGUGUUUGAAUGGGAUCAGACACUGGAGGAGGUUAACAUUUAUAUUAAUUUGCCUCCAAAUGUUAAUUCCAAGCAAUUCUACUGCAAGAUUCAAUCUAGGCAUGUCGAGGUUGGCAUCAAGGGGAAUCCUCCUUAUCUCAAUCACGAGCUUACUUGCCCUGUGAAGACGGAUUCUUCUUUCUGGACCUUAGAGGAUGAUAUAAUGCACAUUACACUGCAGAAGAGGGACAAGGGUCAGACAUGGGCUUCUCCAAUACAGGGUCAAGGUCAACUUGAUCCUUACUCCUCUGAUCUUGAGCAGAAACGUCUUAUGCUCCAGAGGUUUCAAGAGGAGAACCCUGGAUUUGACUUCUCACAAGCUCAGUUUUCGGGCAACUGUCCUGAUCCAAGAACCUUCAUGGGGGGAAUUCGCCAAGUUUGACAAAUCUAGUGUGGCAUUUAUAACUUGCAUGGACGUGACAUUUGGUAAAUAAUGUAGUUUUUGUACUGGUCUUGAUUUAUGCAAAUCCUGUAAUGACCGCGAUUGUGAGAAGGAUAUGUACUGAGUCCUAUCUCUGUAUUGAAGUGAAAAUAUUUAGGUGAUAUAAAUUUAACUACCAACAUUCUGUCUUUUUAA